CCCAAGGGCACUGGGGAGUAAGGAGGCUUUGAAGCAGGGGAGGGACAGAGUCAGGUUGGGCUUUACUGAGAGUCCCUUGGCUGCUGCACGGCAGGUGGACCUUGAGCUUUCUGCCUGAGAGCCCAGAGGAAGCCGGGGUAGGGAAUCCUGGCAGGUGGGUAGAGCAGGGCAGGGUGUGGGGAAGGGAGGAGGGAGCUCGUGGAAAGAACAAUCAGGAGACUGAGCGAAGGGCCGUGGAGCUGAUAGGCUGGAUUUGAGGGAGACAUUCAGGGCCAGGCCCAGGGCUCUGGCUUAAAGAGGGGACCGUGGGUCCAACUAUGAGAUGGGGAUCUGGGAGGAGAUGCAGUUUGGGGGAGAUACUGAGGCCGGUGUGUGUGGGACCCAGUGGGUGUUAGGGUCCUAGGGGACGUCCAAGGAGAGGUGUCCCGGACAUUGUGGAGCCCCAGGUGUGGGGCAAAGAAGAGAGGCUGGGGCUGAGACAGAGGAAACCGCCCGUGGGCCUGGGUGAAAAGCAUGGAAAGACAGCCAAGGGCAGGGAUCAUAAAGGGCCCGCCAUCCCAAACAAGAAGGCGGUAACAUUAGGGAGCAGUCAGUAGCUCUGGGGUGGCCAUUGCUGUCUUUUCUACCGGGUCACCUCAGGGCCGCAGGGGCAGCUCUCAGGGGAGGGAGGCUACUGCGCAAGCGCACAGGUGGCCAGAGACAGCUGGUGCGCACGAGCCGAGGAUUCCCGCUCACAUCGCCAGAACUAGUGCACGGGGUCACGUGGCAGCCACGUGGGGAUCACUGUCGGAGCCCAACGAGGUCUAGUCCUUCACUUCCUCAAGCCCUCAUGAGACCCGCUAGCUGAUCCCUGGCCAGGAGCUGAGUCCAGAGCCCACAAAUGCCCUCACUGCGUUCUCGCUUCCCCGUGGAGCUGGGCUCCGGGAUCCAGGAGGCCAGGUGGGCCGUCUGCAUCGCCUGGCUGUGGCCAGGGGCCCAGGCUGGGGCCUCACCCGGCUCCUGCGGAGAGGUAGAUGGUGAGAACUCUGCUGGGCAGACGGUGCUCUUCCUCGCGGCGCUGCUGGGCCACAGCUCUGCCGUGCAGCUCCUGCUGGCCUUUGGUGCCAGCCCCAACCACCGCUGCCUGGACGGCAGCACACCUGUGCAUGCGGGCGCCUUCUCGGGCUGCAGCCUGUUGAUGCUGCACGUGCUGCAGGCGGGGGGUGACCUGCGUCUGCAUGACCAGCAGGGUCGCAUCCCUCGGGAGUGGGCAGAGCAAGGCGGUGCCAAGCAGAGCUGGGAGGUGAGCCGUGGCCGGGGUGGGGUGAGGGCGUCAGGGCGGGCGGCCCACCCUGCCUCACCCCACGUGCCACCCCCUGUCCGGGUGCUGGAGCCGUUACAGAUCUGCUGUGCCCACACGUCAGCACUGGUGCAUGGCAGUGAGUUGGCACGCACUGCACCCCUGGGCCAGUUGCAGGCCAGCUCUGGACAGAGCCUGUGUGGUGGUCUGCGGCUGACGCACACUGACAGGGCACGGAGGCCGGAGCAGAUCAGAACCCCCCAGAUCCCAGCCUUUGGGUUCGGCCAGCCUCCCCUGGAGGGGCCACCCCGUGACCGUGACCGUGACCGUGCGGCAGCUGAAGGCACCUGGAGCCCAGCCUGACGUGCUGAUGCCUGACCUUCAGCACUGCAGGUACGUCACCCCAGCCUUGCCCCCAGGCCAGCCCAGUCCUGCAGAGCAGUCUCCUGCCUGCCCUCCCGACUCAAGUGUUUCGGAAACAGAAGCCCAGGGAGUGUGGCGGUGGCCGCGGUUACAGUCUUCACCUCUGGGCCAGCGCUUGGCAUGAAGCCUUCUUACUGGAGUGACCCCUCCCCAUGGGUACGUGGGUACCCAGUUCUGCGCACUGUCUUGUAGGCCUCUGAGAGGAGGCGGGUGUGGGGGGUGGUACCACGGACAGGGUGCUGGUUCUACCACUGCCAGGCUGUGUGACCCGGGGUCUCGGUUUCCCCUCCGUCUGGUGGCUGAGGCAGAUCGUCAGCCCCUGGUGCGUGGUGAUCUGUGCCUGAGACCAGCCCCCUGCCCCGUGUGGGUUGGGGCCUCCUCACGAGUGGCCUGCUCUCCGCCUGCCCCGCGCCCUGCACCAACCCAGCCUGUUGCUGCUGAUGGCACUGAGCCGCUUGGCCGACCCGUCGGGGCUCUCUCUGCCUUCUCUUCGAACCCGUGUGGCUGGGACCGAGAGAGGGGGGCCCGGCCACCUGCCGCUGCAGGCGCUGGAGGCCCUGCUGUUCCUGCAGGCCCGCUGGCGUGCUCCUGGCGGCCUCAGCUCCCAUGCUGUGCAGCUGAUGCGGCCAGGCCUGGCCAAAGUGGGCAGCCUGGAGCACGGGCGCCCACUGUACCAACUCUGGCUGCGGCCCGGGUGAGCGCCUGCCUCACUUGCCUGCCCCUGUGUCCCUGUCUGGCGGCCACUGGCUCACCAGGUUCCUCGGCCUCCACAGGCCACAGCAGGGCUACCCGUGGGGAGGCCCAGGCCCAGGGCUGCCCCCACCUCCCGAACUGUACCCGUGGUUGCCACUUGAGCUCAUCUGCGGUAACAUGCUUGCCGCCACCUCAGACCUCUACAGCUUCUGCAUCCUGGCCCAGGAGGUCUUCACUGAUCAGCGAGUGACCCCGCUCCCUGCCCCAGUGAGGCCCCCCACCGGUUUGGGUCCCCCAGUUAUGCUUCCACACAGGAGAGCUUCCCUGGGCUGGAAGAGAAGGGCCUGAGGUGAAGGCUGAACUGGAGGCCAGUGAGAGCCCAGCCCUGGACCCCCUGGUGCCAGCCCCCUACCAGGCCCUGGUUCAGGCUGGGCUAGGUCUAGGGCCUGCUGACUGCUGGGGCAGCCUGCAGAGUACACGAUACCUGCUGCGGAAGGCCAUGGCUCAGGACUCAGCCUCUGAGGUGAGCUCCCCAAUGGAUUGGACCACUCUGUGCCCUUCACCCCAGGGUUCUCCACCAG
Balaenoptera ricei (Rice's whale) is the source of this 2976-nucleotide messenger RNA. RefSeq names its product inactive serine/threonine-protein kinase TEX14-like. Gene Ontology annotation, molecular function: protein binding. Lineage: Eukaryota; Metazoa; Chordata; Mammalia; Artiodactyla; Balaenopteridae. Gene Ontology annotation, cellular component: kinetochore; intercellular bridge; midbody. The transcript has 7 exons. The coding region runs from base 881 to 1642 and encodes 253 amino acids. Gene Ontology annotation, biological process: mitotic spindle assembly checkpoint signaling; mitotic sister chromatid separation; male meiotic nuclear division. The record is from RefSeq and is a predicted model, not a curated record.